UCAUUAUUCGUUUCCUUCAAAACUUCACAACAACUUUUCACAUUUUAAAGUAAUCACAUUAAAUGAAAUAAAAACAGGCAUCUAACGUAUAAGUAUUUUCGUGACAUCCUUACUGAAAUUCUUAUCAUUUUUAUAAACAUUUAACAGAUCAAUCAAUCAAUAAGUGAAAAGCUUACAAUGUCGUUUAGUUUUGGUGCUAAUACUUCACAGCAAAACACUCCUUUUGGAAGUGCCGCUAAACCAGCUUUUUCUUUUGGUAGCACUAAUACAGCAACAACGAGCACUGCUGGAUUCGGUGGUUUUGGUACAACUACUUCUUCGGCCGGAUUUGGUGCAUUUGGAUCUACUGCAAGUAGUACAGCAGCACCAUUUGGCACUCAACUAGGCACCACACCCGCAUCAACUGCCCCAUCCUUGUUUGGGACCACUGCUUUUGGUAGUACAGCUGCAAAACCAAGUACAGGUUUUGGUGCUGGUUUUGGCACUAACACAUUUGGUACAGGUACCGCUUUUGGAACUGGUACAUCAACAUUUGGUAGUGCUGCACCCACAUUUGGUACAAAUACUUUGGGUGCAAACACAUUUGGUACUUCAGCUAAUACUGGGUCUACAUUUGGCUCUGCUUUUGGAACCAAACCCGGUGUCUCUGGGUUUCUUGGUUUCGGUACUUCUCUAGGGGCCACAAAUACAUUUGGACAGCCACAGCAACAACAACAACAACAGCAGCAGCAACAACAACAGCAAGGGCCAGCAACAGCACAUGAGGCGCUUGUUGCUGCAGUGUUCAACUGUUGUGUAUUCGGAGACGAAAGGGACCAAGUGCUAGCCAAGUGGAACCUUUUGCAGGCACAAUGGGGUGUUGGUCAGGCGUAUUAUAACAAGAAUGCACCGGCAUUGGAAUUGAAUGAACAAAAUCCACUCUGUCGCUUUAAAGCGGUGGGAUAUUCCAGACUGGCUGGUAAAGAAGAUAAGGAUGGACAUGUCUCUAUGUUGUUUAAUAAAUCGGAUCAAGAGAUCAAGAAUAAUCAGCAAGCAUUUAUAACAAUGAUAUCUAAUAUACUUGGGAACAAACCUAAUUUAGCUGUCAAUGUGGAAUCAAUAAAUACAGUCGCAGAGAAUAAAACUCAGGUGGUGAUAUACGUGGUAGACAAGAAUGUGGGCACUGCACAUAUUUCAGCGUCAGAAUUGGCAGCAUUUCUAAACAAUGGGAACGCGCGCACAACUCUCACUUCCUCGGGCUGUGGUAACAUCACACCGGCUACCAAACCCACACCGCAAAUGUUGGAACAGUAUCUACAGACUCCGCCACCCGGUAUGGACUUGCGACUGUGGAAACAAGCACAGGCUGAUAAUCCUGACCCAGAAAACUAUAUUCCAGUGCCUAUGGUUGGAUUUACUGAGAUAAAGCACCGGGCGCGCUGCCAGGCGGAGCAGGGCGCGCUGCAGGCGAGCUGGCUGCGUCGUGCGGCCGACACGCUGGACGAGCUGCGCACGCGCCGCGCCGCCGCCGCCGCCACCCUCGCCCAGCUCGCCUCCCGUCUGCACUCCCUCAGGCAUCUCCUGCUACAGGUGAUAGGUAGGGAGGAGGUGUCGGGGUGGGUGGGAUGUGCGCUGGGGCCGGAGGAGGAGGCGACGCGCGCGCGACUGCACGAGCUCUCCUCGCAGCUCGCCGCGCCACCACUGUUUAACGGCCGUCUGAACGAGUUGCUGUGUGCAGUGCGGUUGCAGCGCAGCGCCAGUGCUGGCGCGCCGCAGGAGCGCUACCAUUUGGACCCAGGAGCGCAAGAAGACGUGAAGCAGUUCCUGACGAUGCAGCAGCGCGGUAUGGCUCACUUGAUGGAUACAGCGCGCAAGGACCUCGCUGCGCUUAACACCAUCGCUGAAGGCAUGGCGCGUCUCGUGCAGGCCUAGCGCUAACCCACACAAGUCCUAGGGACUAUUUUCAAUGUAAACUUCAAUUUUGUAAGCAAAUACGUUUAACGUUACAUUUUAAUUCCAUUUUGACUUUGUCAUAGU
Papilio xuthus (Asian swallowtail) is the source of this 2016-nucleotide messenger RNA. RefSeq names its product nuclear pore complex protein Nup54 (gene Nup54). The record is from RefSeq and is a predicted model, not a curated record. The transcript has 13 exons. Gene Ontology annotation, molecular function: structural constituent of nuclear pore. Bases 178 to 1911 code for a protein of 577 amino acids. Gene Ontology annotation, biological process: nuclear pore organization; protein localization to nuclear inner membrane; NLS-bearing protein import into nucleus. NCBI's taxonomy places the organism in Eukaryota, Metazoa, Arthropoda, Insecta, Lepidoptera, Papilionidae. Gene Ontology annotation, cellular component: nuclear pore central transport channel; nuclear pore.